Messenger RNA from Ilex paraguariensis (yerba mate), 2814 nucleotides. Lineage: Eukaryota; Viridiplantae; Streptophyta; Magnoliopsida; Aquifoliales; Aquifoliaceae. The record is from the annotation of a GenBank genome assembly.
CUCUCUCUCUACCCCUCUAUCCCUCCCCUUCAGAUUCAACCAAACAAAACCACGAACAUUGCUCCUCUUCCUAUCACCACCCUCACCAUCAAUCAGCUUCGCAAUCCUCUCUGCGCAAUAUUAACAUUAUCACCCUCGGUACAACAUCGCUUCAUACCACGUGCGGUUGUAUUCUGUGUAAAAGCAUACAUAUAGAGGGAGGGAGUUUUCUUGAUUGUAUUGGUUAGUGGGUUUCAGAUAUCUGAAACUAAUGGCGGCGUCAUCUGUAAUGUGUACAUGGCUAAUGGCGGCUUGCAUGUCUGUUGCUUGUGAAAAAGACCAAACGAUGAUGAACCCGAACCCUUCGAUGUUUAAUUCUUCGCCUUCGAAAGGAUUAAGCAAAGGGACUCGUAGAAGAAGGGUCUUGGCUAAAUGCAAUUCUGAUAGCACCAAAUUGCAAAGAGGCUUAAUUACAUCAUUGUGUGGAUCGAGCAUUCAGAAUCUAAUGAACUCCUUGGAGCCAUGUCAUGAGUAUAACAAUUCUAAAGGGCUUUUGAUAUCAGACUUCUUUGGUGAGAAUGGGUUAGGAUCGAUAUUCGGAUCAAGAAAUGUUCCGUUAGGUCGCAGGCGGAGGAGGAUGAAUAAAGUUACCCAUUCUGGGGAAACUAUGGCUGUAGCUGAGCAACCUACCAUGGAAGUUGCAAUGAAGAAGAAACUUCCUACCAAGCAAAAGCGGGUGGUAGUCACCGGAAUGGGUUUGGAGACCCCAAUUGGUCAUGACCCCGAUGUGUUUUACAAUAAUCUGCUUGAAGGUGUUAGUGGCAUAAGUGAGAUAGAAGCUUUUGAUUGCUCCCAUUAUCCAACGAGAAUUGCUGGGGAGAUCAAGUCUUUCUCAACAGAUGGAUGGGUUACACCAAAACUUUCAAAGAGGAUGGACAAUUUCAUGCUUUACAUGCUAACAGCUGGCAAGAAAGCAUUGGCAGAUGGUGGAAUUACUGAAGAUGUAAUGGACGAACUAGACAAAACUAAAUGUGGGGUUUUGAUUGGCUCGGCCAUGGGUGGUAUGAAGGUUUUUAACGAUGCAAUAGAAGCUUUAAGGGUCUCGUACAGGAAGAUGAAUCCUUUUUGUGUACCUUUUGCAACUACAAAUAUGGGUUCAGCCAUACUCGCUAUGGAUCUGGGAUGGAUGGGCCCAAACUAUUCGAUUUCUACUGCUUGUGCUACAAGCAACUUCUGUAUAUUGAAUGCAGCAAACCACAUCAUCAGAGGUGAAGCUGACAUGAUGCUUUGUGGUGGCUCAGAUGCUGUAAUCAUACCCAUUGGGUUGGGAGGAUUUGUGGCAUGCAGAGCACUUUCUCAGAGAAAUGGAGAUCCUACAAAAGCUUCACGCCCUUGGGACAUGAAUCGUGAUGGUUUUGUUAUGGGAGAAGGAGCUGGAGUUCUGCUUUUGGAAGAACUUGAGCAUGCAAAGAAAAGAGGAGCAAAAAUCUAUGCUGAAUUUAUGGGUGGAAGCUUCACUUGUGAUGCAUAUCACAUGACUGAGCCUCAUCCUGAAGGGACUGGUGUCAUCCUAUGCAUAGAAAAGGCCAUAGCUCAGUCUGGCGUAUCUAGGGAAGAUGUGAACUACAUAAAUGCACAUGCUACAUCAACACUAGCUGGAGACAUUAAGGAGUACCAAGCGCUUGUUCACUGUUUUGGCCAGAACCCCGAGCUACGAGUGAACUCUACAAAAUCAAUGAUUGGCCACCUACUAGGGGCAGCUGGUGCUGUGGAAGCCAUUGCAACUGUGCAGGCAAUAAGGACAGGUUGGGUUCAUCCGAAUUUGAAUCUGGAAAGCCCAGAUGAAGGCGUGAACAUGAAUGUGCUGGUGGGCCCAAAGAAAGAAAGACUGGACGUUAAGGUGGCAUUGUCUAAUUCUUUUGGAUUUGGUGGCCACAACUCGUCAAUCUUAUUUGCUCCCUACAAGUAGAUCUUGCGGGGUACUCUGACAUGGCUGUAUAUGAUCAGAAGGUAUGUCAGCUUGUAAUUGUAUUUGAGAGGUUGCCCCUGAUAACUAGAAAGAGUAGCAGGAUUGUCAUUAAAGUUCAUCCCUGUAACUCUUUGCUUCUUAAUGGCAGUAGUUUAAUAAAGAUGAUAUUUUAAAUUUGUUGGUGGGAAGGUUUUGAAGAAUUUUCUUGCAUUGCUCUUGAAUCAAGUUAUACCAUAGAAAAUAUUUUGAAAUUCCUUUGUUGCAUAUUCAGUGGUUGUUGAUCGCCUGUAUAUUGUAGUUCCUAUGAGUACCCUUCAUCAGGUCAGAUCUUCUGUUCCAUUAGAUGCCUGCAUGCUGCGAAAGAAGGGUAAACCGUUUCCCCUAGCCUGUGAGGAAGAUCGAAAAGAUGGCACUAUUAGAGUGGGGAAGGAAAAAUUUGUUUUUCCCUAUGGCCUGUGACCUUGUGUUACUGUCUAGUUGAUUUUGCUAUCUUCUCUAACUCCCAACUGCUCUGUUCUGUUAGCUGGUUCAAUGUAGAAGUAGAGAUGGUCCAAAUAGCUGUUUCAAUGUGAAACAGAGUCCUUUCAUUUCUUCAGCAAAAAACAUUUCUCAUUUGUCUACUUGGCUAUGCAGGAGAGGUUUGCUGGUACCACAUUUUGUACCCUUAAAAGAUUUAAAAAAUUUUACGUUGUACUUUCAAAGAUUAGACUUCUCAUAUUGCACAUUCAAUACAUUAAAAGUAUUGUAGCAUGGCUCUUCCGUUAGUUUUUGUUGUUCAUUUUGUCAACGUAAAUGAGAUAGUUUUUGACGGAAUGAGCAACGGAAAGAUUACAUUAUAAUGCUUUUAAUAUUUUAAUAUAUUGAGG